Truncatella angustata is the source of this 1368-nucleotide messenger RNA. Its product is annotated as Ssl1-like-domain-containing protein. Lineage: Eukaryota; Fungi; Ascomycota; Sordariomycetes; Amphisphaeriales; Sporocadaceae. Gene Ontology annotation, cellular component: transcription factor TFIIH core complex; transcription factor TFIIH holo complex. The record is from RefSeq and is a predicted model, not a curated record. The transcript has 2 exons. Bases 1 to 1368 code for a protein of 455 amino acids. Gene Ontology annotation, molecular function: zinc ion binding. Gene Ontology annotation, biological process: DNA-templated transcription; regulation of transcription by RNA polymerase II; nucleotide-excision repair.
AUGGCCGACUCAGAUGGCGAAUACCAUGGCGCAUCCGAUGACGAACUGCAAGUGACCUCGCAGCGUAAUCGCGGCAAGUCGAAAAAGGACAGCCGCAUGCAGACGCGAGCAUGGGAGAACGUGACGCGCACCUGGGAUGUCGUGGAAGAGAACGAAGACGGAACGAUCAAGCGGGUCGAGACCGCCGAAGCCAAGAAGCGCGCGCGCUUGAUGAAGGACACCACACCGCUACAGCGAGGUAUUAUACGGCAUCUUGUGCUGGUUCUGGACAUGUCCUUCGCCAUGGCGGAGAAGGAUCUCUUGCCCAGCAGGCACGAACUCUGCAUGGCCUACUCGAGGGAGUUCGUCAGAGAGUACUUUGAGCAAAACCCGAUAUCACAGCUGGCCAUCAUCGGUAUGCGCGAUGGCGUGGCGGUCAGGAUAAGCGACAUGAGUGGUAAUCCGGCCGAUCAUCUGGAAAAGCUGCACGAGUGGACCAAGCAAGAGCCGCAGGGAAACCCGAGUCUACAGAAUGCGCUGGAGAUGUGCCGUGGUGCGCUAUUUCACACACCAUCCCAUGGCACGCGAGAAGUAGUCGUGGUCUAUGGCGCCCUCAUGUCCAGCGAUCCAGGCGAUAUUCACGAGACGAUCAAUGCUGUCAUCAAGGACAGGAUACGAGUGUCCGUUGUAGGCAUAUCGGCCCAGGUCGCCAUCUGCGCUGAGCUGUGUGCAAAGACGAAUGGCGGUGAGGAGUCGGGAUACAGCAUAGCACUGCACGAGCAGCAUUUCCGCGAACUCCUGCUCGACGUCACCACACCUCCCGCUACGAGGGCAACGGAACAGAGCAAUGCCAGUCUACUCAUGAUGGGUUUUCCGUCGAGGACCAUGGCUACGGGCGACACCAUAAACUACUGCGCAUGCCACAACCGGCCGACUAGGGAAGGCUACUCAUGCACGCGAUGCGGGUCGCGUGUCUGUCGCCUUCCCGCAGAAUGUCCAGGCUGUGGGCUGACACUCAUCCUGUCGACCCAUCUCGCGCGCUCUUAUCAUCAUCUCUUCCCGCUCCGGAACUGGGUCGAGGUGCCUUGGUCGGAAGCGGCCAAGACCAAAGCAUGCUAUGCCUGCCUGUCGUUGUUUCCGGAGUACGACAGAAAACAAAUAGAGCAGCACGGCGCCCCGAUAGGACUCAGCGAGUCCGGGCGGUACGCAUGCGAGGUCUGCAGCAACCACUUCUGCAUAGACUGUGACUUGUUCGCCCACGAGGUGCUGCAUAACUGCCCCGGGUGCCAGAGCGACACGAGAGGUCUGAGCGUGCCAAACCCAGAGCUGGUGAUGAACGGCGAUCUGAACGGACAGGCAAAUGGGACGGCUAUGGAAGUUGAUUCAUGA